Molecule: messenger RNA, 1665 nt
Organism: Lachancea fermentati
Lineage: Eukaryota; Fungi; Ascomycota; Saccharomycetes; Saccharomycetales; Saccharomycetaceae
Source: the annotation of a GenBank genome assembly
AUGAUAAACUCGGACACAGACUCGCUACCGAUGAGCGAGGAAAAACCUGCCAACUUAGAACGUGCAGGCGAAGAAUCUGACGCGUUAAAGAAACACAAGACUCUCGAGGAUGGGCAAUCAACAAUAUCGCACGUAGCUACUCAUGAGAUACGGUGCUCGACUCCAGAUAUCGACGACAGCAACUAUAGCGGCUCCGAAGUAUGCGACUGUGAUAAAGAAUCGCACGAAACACCUUACACAAUGCUUAAUGACACACAAAAAUGGAUCAUGGUCGCACUUUUAACCUCAGCAGGAUUUUGGUCUUCCUUAGGCUCACCUAUCUAUUAUCCUGCAUUGAAACAGCUUGAAAAAGUAUUUACCAUCGACGAAGAAAUGGUAAACAUUACUGUGGUGGUUUAUCUUAUUUUCCAAGGUGUUGCUCCUACAAUUAGUGGAGGUUUAGCAGAUGUUUAUGGGCGGAGACCUGUAAUUUUGAUGGGCAUGCUUAUCUAUGUUGUGGCAUCUAUAGGACUUGCAUGCUCCCACUCAUACGGUGUAAUCGUUUUCCUGAGAUGCUUGCAGAGUGCGGGUAUUUCACCAAUCAUUGCGAUUAAUUCAGGUGUUGUCGGUGAUUUUACUAUUAAGGCAGAACGUGGAACGUACGUCGGUGCAGUAUCGGGGUUUACGUUGAUGGGCCAAGCGUUUGGAUCCUUAAUAGGUGCCGCUCUUACCGCUGCUUACGACUGGAGGGCCAUUUUUUGGUUUCUAACAAUCGGUUGUGGUGUUUGCAUGUUGAUUAACUUUUUGGUUUUGCCAGAAACAAAACGAACGUUGGUCGGUAAUCUCUCCGUCAGACCUCAAAGGAUCAUAAACAGAGCCCCAAUUUUGGCCAUUCCCGCUGUCAAGAGAAAACUGAAUCUUGACAAGCCAGAUUACUCCAGUCUUGAUAGGAAUAAGGUAAAGAUUGAUCUUAUCUCAGCUUUGAAGAUUCUAGCCCAUCCAGAAAUCACUCUGUCACUACUACCAGCUGGUUUACAAUUUGCCUUAUGGACCCUGACACUAACCUCAAUUUCUUCGCAACUAUCAGCUGCUCCAUAUAAUUAUAAGCUCACAAUUAUUGGUGUGUGCUAUUUGCCAGCUGGAAUUGGCGGUCUGAUAGGUUCUUUUAUCACAGGAAAAGUCAUUGACGUAUAUUAUAGAAGAGUUUUGAGACGCUUUCAAGAAAAAAAAGACCAAGGAUUAUUACCGGCAGACGCGAAAUUUAAUACAUUAAGAGCACGUCUGUAUACUUCGAUCCCUCAAAAUUUUCUGUCAGUUGUGGCCUUCACGUUAUUUGGCUGGAGUGUUGACAGAGGUUGGCAUGUGUCUGCUCCGUUGAUAACAUCAUGUGUAGGAUCAUUCUGCGCGAUGAGUACCCUAUCAUCUUCAAGUACUCUACUUGUGGAUUUGUAUCCCAACAAAUCAUCCACGGCAACAAGUUGUUAUAACUUCAUCAGAUGUUCCCUAAGUGCGAUUUUCAUGGCAUGUUUUGCAAGGAUGAAUCAAUCUUUAACUAUUGGUGGAACAUUCACCUUGAUUAGUGGUUUCGUCUUUAUCGGGAAUUUUGUAACCUUCAUCCCAAUGAUUUACGGAAUGAGAUGGAGAGAGAGGAGAGCUAUGAAAGCAGAGCGAAACGCCAUAAUAUAG